This is a messenger RNA of Ornithodoros turicata, 1086 nucleotides long. RefSeq names its product zinc finger protein 501-like. NCBI's taxonomy places the organism in Eukaryota, Metazoa, Arthropoda, Arachnida, Ixodida, Argasidae. The record is from RefSeq and is a predicted model, not a curated record. The transcript has 4 exons. Gene Ontology annotation, biological process: regulation of transcription by RNA polymerase II. Gene Ontology annotation, molecular function: RNA polymerase II cis-regulatory region sequence-specific DNA binding; DNA-binding transcription factor activity, RNA polymerase II-specific. The coding region runs from base 1 to 1086 and encodes 361 amino acids.
AUGUUGAACAUCCACUUUCCAGAUGCUCUAUGCAACAUCACCAAGAUGGUCAUGUGCCAGGUCACUACAAACAGUCGAACCACAGAGCAGCCUCCAGAUCAGAGCAACCCAUGUGCACUUGCGUACACGUCGAAAGAAAGCCUGAAACACCACUUGCUUGCACAGUGUCACAAUGAGUCUGAAAUGUGUCCAGCUACUCCAUCGGAUGCUCAGAUGGGAGAGGAGGGUUUUGAGUUUGGUCAGAGAGGGAGCUUUCAGCAGCACAAGCGGACACAUACGUGCGAGAAGCCAUACAAGUGCCAUUCCUGCCCGGCGGAAUUCAGCCAGAACGGGCUCCUCCAGCGUGACAAGCGGACACACACUGGCAAGAAACCACACAAGUGCGAUGUUUGCCCUGCUAAGUUCAGCAGAAGUGCGACCCUACAACAGCACAAACGGGCACAUACGGGCGAGAAGCCACACAAGUGCAAUGUCUGCUCUGCAGAGUUCGGCCGUAGCGAUAGCCUACUGGAUCACAAGCGGACGCAUACGGGCGAGAAGCCAUACAAGUGCGAUGCCUGCCCGGCAGAGUUCAGUGAGAGCAGGAGUCUGCAGCAGCACAAGCGGGGACACACAGGCGAGAAGCCAUUCAAGUACGAAGUCUGCCCUACUAAGUUCAGCAAACGUGUGACCCUACAACAGCACAAACGGACACAUACGGGUGAGAAGUCACACAAGUGCAAUGUCUGCCGUGCUAAGUUCAGAAAAAGUCGGACCCUAAAACGGCACAAACUGACACACAUGGGUGAGAAACCAUACAAGUGCAAUCUUUGCCCUGCGGAGUUCAGUCAGGGAGGGAACUUACAGCAGCACAAGCGGAUACAUACGGAGUUCAGCCAGAGCAGACACCUACAGAGUCACAAGACAGACAGACUCGAAGCCGUACAGGAGCAUUCCCUGUUCUGCAAAGUUGAGGUAUUGCCAAACCUGGAGCAUUACAAGUGGACGUACGUGGGUGUGAAGCCCUACAAAUGCAACUUGUGUUAUGCAGAGAUCAGUCACGGGACCAACAGGCGCCAGCCAGACGACCGAAUAGCUGCUGGCUGA